Messenger RNA from Adineta ricciae, 903 nucleotides. The record is from the annotation of a GenBank genome assembly. NCBI's taxonomy places the organism in Eukaryota, Metazoa, Rotifera, Eurotatoria, Adinetida, Adinetidae.
AUGUUCUCCUAUACUCUUUCGAAACGACGAACACGAACGUCGAAACAGAUCGUGUCCGGUAAUGCAACUCUGCGACUGAUUGAUGGCAAUCGGAUACCGCUGUUCGGUCUUGGCCUGUAUGAAGUUGAUGGCAGUUCAUGGACGACACGUUUAGUCAAAUCAGCAAUAACCAUGGGUUAUCGUCUUUUCGAUACUGCAGAGGUGUACGAAAAUGAACAUGAGCUUGGCGAAGGAAUAAGAAAAUCUAGUGUUGCACGCGAACAAGUAUACAUCACAUCGAAAGUUUACACAACCGAAGGCGGACGUCGGCAGGUUCUCGAUUGCGUUCGGCAAAGUCUUAUGCAGUUAAUGGUAGAUUACAUCGAUCUUUAUUUGAUCCAUGCUCCACAAGGUGGACAUGUUCUUGAAGCUUACGAUGCCUUGCAUGAAUUACGAAAUCUCGGUCGAAUACGUUCAGUUGGAGUUAGUAAUUUCGGUAUUCCGCAUUUAGAAGUGAUUCGGAAGAGUGGUCGCCCAUUGCCAGUUGUUAAUCAGAUAGAAUUGCAUCCAUUUUGUCAACAACGUCCAAUAGUUAGUUAUUGCCGCCGACAUGGCAUUGCGCUCAUGGCUUACUCACCUAUGGCACGCGGAGCAGCAUUGAAUGAUCCGUUUGUACUUCAGUUAGCGAGAAAAUAUCGUCGCACACCAGCACAAAUUCUAUUGAGAUGGUCAGUACAAAAUGGGUUUAUUCCUAUUCCGAAAACCAAUCAUCCCAAUCGAUUGAAAGAGAAUUUUCAAGUGUUCGAUUUUCGUCUAAGUGCCAAUGAUAUGAGACAACUAACUGACUACGGUUAUCAACAACCGAUGGUGUCUGGAUGGAAUCCUGUCUCGAACACUACAUCUCAAUUCGGAGCGAUUUAUUAG